Caenorhabditis briggsae is the source of this 273-nucleotide messenger RNA. The transcript has 3 exons. The record is from RefSeq and is a predicted model, not a curated record. Bases 1 to 273 code for a protein of 90 amino acids. NCBI's taxonomy places the organism in Eukaryota, Metazoa, Nematoda, Chromadorea, Rhabditida, Rhabditidae.
AUGCAAUUCAUCGCCACCGUCGUCGUCGCCUCCUUCCUCGUCCUCUCCCAGUCACCUCUCCUGGUGGAUUCCACCAGGUUUAAGGUCAACGUGACCAUCACCUGCUGGCACAGGGGCCAUGGUUUUACAUGGUUACUAUGUCGGAGGUCGAUCACUUUUUGUAUUGGCAAUAAGGACGACCAGAUCGAUACAGAGGGCGUCAAGGUGACGACGCAGGAGACCGUGUCGUUCUUCCUGGAAGGAGUUCAAGAAGAUGACGAAUUGUAUAGUUAA